CAGGCGCAUGGCGGCGGGCAGCGCCGCGGACAGCCAGGCUGGGGCCAUCCGGGACGCGCGCGGUGAUGACGCAACGACGGUGCGACGACGGAGGGAAAGGCCCCCGCGCGGAGUGCCCGCCCCCCUCGGCGGACCAACCAAUGGGAGCGCGGAGCAGGAGGGGCGGCCGCGGACCCGGAGCCGCCAUGAUGGCGCCGGCGCGAUGGUGGAGCUGCGGGGUUCCGUGCGGCGAAAGCGGUGCUCCGCCACCCCACAUCCCCGCCGCCGCCUGCCCCGUGCCUCGGGGAUGCCGGACGGUCAGGGGAGGGCGGCGCAGGGGCACCGCCGUCGGCCCCGUCCGUCCCCCAUCAGAAUCCAGUCUGUCCUCCGGAGAGGGAACUGAGCCGUCCUCCGUCAUUGCAGUGGGGCACUGCUGGGCUGUGAGAAGCGGCGGCUGACCACAAGCAGCGGGACCCGCCCGGCCUCCGGGAGCAGCUCCUGGCUGAGCCGAGCAGCCCCGAAAGAGAGGGACUGAUCCCGCGGGUCGAGACGUGUUCAAGCCUGGCAGAGAGUCAGGCGGGCGCCUUCGGUUCUUGCUUGGCUCAAAUCGGCAGCAGCGCGUGCUGAGCUCCUGCCCCGCAGGUGGAGUCCCCAACUCCCGUUUUCCUUAUCCCGGUCUGUCCCCGUGCGGAGCUCCCGGAGCUGCGUGAAGCCGACACGGAGCCGCUUCGUGUUGGCCCCGAGGAGGGGAGCUGUGAGGGGGGAGCGAUUGUUAGGAUGGAAACUGGUUGGGAAUAUGGACAUUUCUCUGCUUAUUGCUCUUUAUGUGAAAUGAUUAAAUGUUGAGCAUUCGUUUUUCUACA
This is a messenger RNA of Gallus gallus (chicken), 842 nucleotides long. RefSeq lists its product as uncharacterized. The record is from RefSeq and is a predicted model, not a curated record. Lineage: Eukaryota; Metazoa; Chordata; Aves; Galliformes; Phasianidae. The coding region runs from base 8 to 382 and encodes 124 amino acids. The transcript has a single exon.